CUGUCAUCAUGUCAGAUAGAAGUGUCAACUGUCAAACAGUCUAUAAUUUUUGCCUUCAAUCCAAUCAGACGUUAUCAGGUUUUUUGUUCCGCAAAAUUCUUAAAAUAAAUCACCAUGGAGCCCGAAAUAGACGAAGUGUUAGAGCGCGCCCACUUUCGAUCAGUCGUUGCGGCUUUUAGAAACUACAAGGCACAUUCUCUACAACGGAUCAGCAAGUCAGAGAAAAUCAUUGCAAAACUCCCGGAAAACCACCAAAGAAGGCUGGAAAAGUACAAAACCUACUUGGGGAAGUUCAGAAAAUGUGUAGAAGUCAACAAUCACAUCGUCCAGCAGAUAAUACAGGAUGUGGAGACGAUGUUUGAGAAUGUAGACCACAGUAAUACAGAGACAAACGGCAAUGGCACUGGCCAUGAGGCUGAUUAUGUGAAUGGCAGCUUUGAUCCUAUCAAUAUUGAGAAGCAGCAUAAAGUGCAACAUGAUGUGGAAAAAGUACAAUCGGUGCUCAAGAACCUGGUCCGUGAUUGGAGCGACAUGGGCGCGGCGGAGCGCGAGCAGUGCUACAAGCCAAUCAUCGACGAGAUCAUUGAACGGUUCCCGCCUAGUGAGUGCCAACCAUCAUCCAUCAAAGUCCUAGUCCCGGGCGCGGGGCUCGGCCGGCUCGCGUGGGAGGUGGCGGCGCGCGGCUACACGUGUCAGGGCAACGAGUUCUCACUGUUCAUGCUGUUUGCCAGCAAUCUGGUGCUGAAUAGGACCACUGAGGUGAACAAAUACACAAUCCACCCGUGGCUCCACCAGUACGUGAACAACCUGACGUGCUCGCACCAAGUGUUGGGCGCGCGCGUGCCCGACGUGCUGCCCGCCUCCGACGCACACGAGCACAACUUGUCUAUGGCCGCUGGUGAUUUCCUCAAGGUAUACACAGAAGCGGACGAAUGGCACUGCGUAGCUACCUGCUUCUUCAUAGACUGCGCGCCGAAUGUCAUAGAGUUCAUAGAGAACAUCUACAAGAUCCUGCGGCCGGGCGGCGUGUGGGUCAACCUGGGACCUCUGUUGUACCACUACAGUGAUCUCACGACGGAAGACAGCAUAGAGCCUCCAUACGACAUUCUGCUAGACAUCAUCAAAGAUGUCGGAUUUAUUAUAUUGAAGGAAAAGACUGGAGUGAAGACGAAAUACGCACAAAACCCAAACUCCAUGCUGCAACACGAAUACGAUUCAGUGUUCUUCGUCUGUCAGAAGCCUACACAGUAAAUGUACAUUUAAAUUAAAGUUGUUAUAUUAUUAUUAUUACCGUGAGAUCUUACAAACAAGUGAGAUUACAUAAGUAUGUGCAGAAAAACUGUUGAAACAAGAUUGUAUUUUUAGGGUGCUUUUCCACUAGAUAUGUGCUAUGCUAUGCUAUGGAUGUGUUUGAUAUCCACCAAUCUAUUCCCUGGGUCGUUCCACGGAUGUCUUUCAUAUCAUAGCUGCAAAAUACAUCUCUGGUAGAAAGUCUAUUAGAAAAUAUAAGUGGUGUAAUUUUGGUCCAGCGAAGGAUUUGUGAACAUUUGAGACUAACUCAAAAGAACAAAAUUUAGCAGAUGACAAUUCGGACACUUUGAUGGUCCGCCAAGUGUCUGUUUGUUGCUGUUUGUGAGACUGGAGAGUGACUCAUUAAAUC
Messenger RNA from Plutella xylostella (diamondback moth), 1660 nucleotides. RefSeq names its product carnosine N-methyltransferase. Gene Ontology annotation, cellular component: nucleus; cytosol. Lineage: Eukaryota; Metazoa; Arthropoda; Insecta; Lepidoptera; Plutellidae. Gene Ontology annotation, biological process: carnosine metabolic process. The record is from RefSeq and is a predicted model, not a curated record. Gene Ontology annotation, molecular function: carnosine N-methyltransferase activity.